Molecule: messenger RNA, 2147 nt
Organism: Ctenocephalides felis (cat flea)
Lineage: Eukaryota; Metazoa; Arthropoda; Insecta; Siphonaptera; Pulicidae
Product: nucleolar GTP-binding protein 1-like
Biological process (GO): ribosomal large subunit biogenesis
Cellular component (GO): nucleolus
Molecular function (GO): RNA binding; GTPase activity; GTP binding
Source: RefSeq, a predicted model, not a curated record
AACUCACGUGUUGAAAUUUUGUGGACGUCUUUUUAGGUUAUAAGUGAUAAAUUUAUAUUUAUUUAUAACAAAUCGUGAUACAAAAAACAUAAAAAUGAGUCUUUAUAACUUUAAGAAAAUCGCCGUUGUGCCCCCUGCAAAGGACUUUAUAGAUAUCAUUCUAUCUAAAACCCAAAGGAAAACACCGACAGUUAUUCACAGGAAUUACAAAAUAUCAAGGAUACGUGCGUUUUAUAUGCGUAAAGUGAAAUUCACCCAACAGAAUUUUCACGAUAGGCUCUCACAGAUUAUCCAAGAAUUUCCAAAAUUAGAUGAUGUCCAUCCCUUUUAUGCUGAUUUGAUGAACGUUUUGUAUGAUAAGGAUCAUUAUAAACUUGGUUUGGGACAACUGAAUACCGCUAGACAUUUAAUAGACAAUGUUGCAAAAGAUUAUGUGCGAUUGCUUAAGUAUGGAGACUCUUUGUAUCGUUGUAAACAACUUAAAAAGGCAGCACUUGGUCGAAUGGCCACGAUAAUGAAAAGACAAGCUGCUAAUUUAACCUAUUUAGAACAAGUCCGUCAACAUUUAGCACGUUUGCCUAGUAUUGAUCCAUACACAAGGACUAUGAUUAUUUGUGGGUUCCCAAAUGUUGGAAAAUCUAGCUUCAUAAAUAAAAUUACUAGAGCUGAUGUAGAAGUACAACCCUAUGCAUUCACAACUAAAAGUUUAUAUGUUGGACACACAGACUAUAAAUAUUUACGUUGGCAGGUGAUAGACACUCCUGGAAUCCUGGAUCAUUCUUUGGAAGAAAGAAAUGUUAUAGAAAUGCAAGCAGUAACAGCUCUUGCUCAUUUAAGAGCAUGCGUCUUGUAUUUUAUGGACUUAUCGGAGCAAUGUGGACAUACAAUUGAAGAACAGGUUCGUCUAUUCGAAUCCAUAAAACCUCUCUUCACAAACAAACCCCUGAUGGUGGUUGUGAAUAAAAUAGACAUAGUCCGUUUGGCUGAACUGAGCCCUGAAAAAAGGGCCCAUUUGGCACCUUUGGAAGAAAACAAGGAGUUGACAAUGAUGGAAAUGUCUACUGUAACCGACGAAGGAGUUUGUGAAGUAAAAGUUGAAGCUUGUGAAAAACUACUUGGAUACCGGGUCGAACAGAAAAUGAGAACCAAGAAGGUUGAUGGUAUUCUAAAUCGCCUCCACGUGGCCCAGCCAAAAGAACGUGAUGCCAAAUCCAGGCCUCCGGUUAUUCCGGAAAGUGUUCUGCAAAAGAGGCAAAUUGCAGCAGAUCGUUUGGAAAGAAAACGCAAACUCGAACGUGAAAUUGAAGAAGAAGAAGGUGAUGACUAUGUACUCGAUUUGCAGAAGAAUUAUGCAGAAAUUCCUGAAGAAGAGAGACAUGAUAUCAUACCUGAGUUCUGGGAGGGACACAACAUUGCUGAUUAUAUUGAUCCUGAAAUAUUUGAUAAAUUGGAAGAGCUAGAACGCGAAGAAGGUCUUCGUGAGGAAGCAGGAAUGUACGUCGUUCCCAAAGUCGAACUCGAUCAAACUAUGCGCGAAAUCAGGGACUUGGCCCUUCAAAUUCGCCACAAAAAGGCAAUUCUUAGGGACGAAACCAGGGUUACAAAGGCCAGCACUAAGCAACUACCUCGAACAGCCGGAGCCAAAGUCCGGGAGCGUUCUGUGUCUAGAUUGCGAUCGGAAAUGGAAAAUCUGGGUGUGGAUAUGUCCGGAACCGAAAAUGCAAACUUCACAAAAACCAAAUCGAGAUCAAGAUCCGUUUCUAAGCCUUCGGCCAAACGCGUUAGGAUGGACGUCUCCGAAAGCAGAACUCAAUCGAGGUCCAGAUCUGUUCCCAGGGAUGAACAAGGAGUUAAGGAUGUUAUUAUGAAAAAGAAACUGAAAGCAAUGGCCCACAAAGCAAUCAGCAAAAAGGUCAAGAAAAUGGGUCUCAAAGGCGAAGCCGAUCGUUUCAUCGGAAACAAAAUGCCCAAACAUCUCUUCUCAGGCAAACGAGGCGUCGGCAGCACAGACCGAAGAUAAAACUUGCAGACAAACUUAUAUAAUUAUAUAUAAAAUAGUUGAAACUUCUAUUUUGUACUGUUGAAUUUAUUAUUUAUAGGCAGAAACAAUAACCACUACUCCAUAAGUACAACAAAUACAUUGAAAU